This is a messenger RNA of Neoarius graeffei (lesser salmon catfish), 4103 nucleotides long. It is a transcript of the gene znf608, whose product is annotated as zinc finger protein 608. Gene Ontology annotation, cellular component: nucleus. Lineage: Eukaryota; Metazoa; Chordata; Actinopteri; Siluriformes; Ariidae. The record is from RefSeq and is a predicted model, not a curated record. Gene Ontology annotation, biological process: regulation of transcription by RNA polymerase II. Bases 1 to 3981 code for a protein of 1326 amino acids. The transcript has 9 exons.
AUGUGGAGAAUGUCAGUCACUUCCUUCGUCGGGCAGAGUAGUAAGGCAAACGGAGUUGAUGCGUACGACAGCGGCGAUGAUUGGGAGAUCGGACUUGGCGAUCUGAUCAUCGACCUCGAAGCCGAUUUAGAAAAGGAUCGCCGGAAAUCGGAGAUGAAUCGCAUUCUGAGCGUAAAAAGCCCUGCGGACGAGCUGCCCUUCGGUGUUGCCGCGGAAAGCGCCAGCGCCGCGUUCGAUGGCCUCGUGAGUCCCGCCGCCAGUGUCUGCACCGAGGUGAGGAGAUUCAAAGACAAGCGGCGCAAUUCCUUCGCGAGCAACGGCGGCGACAAAUCGCGGUCGCUCGACCCGCUGCCGCGCGCAGUUCCCAAAGUGUGUAUUGCAAAGCGGCGUGAAGCUCAAGGACGCCACGGAGAGGCAUUCGGAAUGAAUUCGAGUGAUGCAAGCGCUCCUUGCGCCAAAGGCAAAGAGGGCAAGAGAGGAAAACACCAAGGCAAAGGACUUAAAAAGGAAAAGGACUGUGUGCGGACACGUAAAGAGAAGCACGGCGAAGCGUUUGAAUUCGAGAAUGCUCGAGCUUUCGGAAGGAACGAAGAGAACGCGUGCUAUUGUGCAACCGGAGGAACGGCAGUCAUGGACAGGGACGAAAUGGACGCAAAGGGGAUAAGGGCUAGUGCUUUUGUUGUGGAGGAGGAUGGAGGGAGUUGUGAGCGAGAGGCGAACCACAAAACGUUAAGUAUAAAAACCAGGUCAGUGGGGACCAAUACACAAGAGGCUGAAAGAGUUGUUGAUUCAAACUACAUGGAGCCAUGUCAACCAGGAACAAGCGUAAAUCUGGAAGGGAUUGUGUGGCAUGAAACAGAGGAGGGGGUGCUUGUUGUGAAUGUCACAUGGAGAAAAAGGACCUAUGUUGGAACUCUCUUAGACUGUACCAAGCAUGACUGGGCUCCCCCUCGGUUUUGUGAGUCUCCAAUGAGUGAUUCUGAAAUGACAUGUGGGCGUGGACGAGGUAAACGGAUGAGAUUGGCAGUAUCCGAUCAGCCUGUGACAGAACCUGGUCUCUCCAAAAUAAGAGGACUGACACAUAAGAGACGUGGCGUUGGCAUAGGCAACAAAGGGAGACGAGGAAGUCUGAACUUUAGUACCUGUAGGACCCCUGCAUACUUUUCAGUAGAGGACAUGAAAUCAAGUUCACUUAUGUGUGGCAAAAGGAUAAGCAAAGCUCCACCUGAUCUCGAUUUGACCUUAGUUUCUGAGGACAUUAGGAAUGGAAAUGGGAAAAGAAUUCGCACCAAAUCUAGGAGUGCUCCAUCUACUCCACAGGGGAAAUCUGAUCCAGUGUUUUUGGACCAAGUUUGUGCCUCACCAAUGCUAAUUGACUGUCCACACCCUAACUGCAACAAGAAAUACAAGCAUAUUAAUGGGCUUCGCUAUCACCAAUCGCAUGCACACUUGGACAGCAACAGCAAACAAGAGUUUGAAGCAGAGAGUGAGGACCGGCUUUCUGAUUAUGACGAAUCGCUCAGCAACAUGCCCGUUGACUCCAGUGAAAAUGUUGAUAUUAUUUCCAAGAAGCCACGAACCAUUUAUAAGCUUAAUUCUGCUGGAUCUUUAAAGAACAGAAAGUUACUACUCACCAGUGAUCAUAGUCCCACAACAAACUCCAAGCAACGAAGGAUAGGAAUGAUAGGAAAAGAGGGACCCACUGAUGACUUAAACAACCUGCCGCUUAUUUCAAACAUGUCUGUAGUCCUUGAGAACUGCCUUAUAACAGAUCGUAACUCAUCUAUAGAGAUGCCCAAGCUUGAAGCUGAGGGUGUCAUUGAUAAGAGGGAAGCUAAAAAGGAAAAUGGAAUUGCUGAAAGGUGCUCAGCCAAAACUAGGACCAACAGGUUUAUUGUUACUACCCCUGCACCUCCAAAGCUUAUUGCUAUUCCUACAUUUCCUAGUAAAGUCACAGAUGGCUCCUCUCAUCAAUCUUCACCAUCUGUUACUCUCACAAAGACUAAGAAUCUUUCACUGAAACCCAUCAAGCCAAAACUGGAUAUUGUUGCACAAGUUAAUAUGACAAAUGCAGCCAUAGUGGUAAGCAAGGAAAAUAGGAGAAAGGAGAAACACAGGCUAAAGGAUAGAAAUUAUAAAGAUUCAAGAAGUCCAAAAGCUGAUCCUACUUUCAUAAAAGCAGAUGACAUAAAAAGUAUAGGAAAGGACUUACCGGUCAGCUUGUUAAAAGAGCAUCUGAGCAAACAGGAUGUUGUUAACGGUCUCAGUGAAACUCAAGAAAGUCGAAUGGCAAGUAUCAGAGCUGAAGCUGACAAGGUAUACACUUUUACUGACAAUGCACCUAGUCCCUCUAUUGGGAGCUCUGCAAGAAUGGACUCGGGCACACUUUCAAAUUGUGACAGUAGUACCACCAAGACCAACAGUCCAGCAUACUCAGACAUAUCAGAUGUGGCAGACGAUGGUGGAUUAAAUUCUAGAUCAAGGAGAAACUCAGCUCCUGAUUCCAAUCUGAAUGGAAAUAUCAAUCCCAAGAUUACGUCUGUCACUACAGCCCUGGGAAAAGAAACUCAGGCAUCAAGUCACAGUCAUGGAUAUGAAUCUUAUGGUAUUCCAGGAUACAUGCAUUCUGGACAAGGAAACUCUGCUGCUUUCCUAAAGGUUUCAACAUCUUAUACUAGAACUAAGGAGGAUAUUCGAGAGUUCAGUGAGGAUCUGAAAACCUCUGAAUCAAGUGCUGAUACCAGCUCACAAUCACACUUUCAAUUAGCUAUGACACAAUCACAGACUGCUUUAGCCCAGUCCUUGUACUAUGGACAGUACACUCGUAAUGCUCCUAUAGACCAGAAGGUUUUGAUUGUUCCAAACAGUCACAGGCAGCAGAAUGAGACAUGCUGUGAUGAUGUGCAAUGUGGCAAACAUAGCAGAGUUCAAGCUAGACGUGUACCUGAGCAGAAAGAACGAACAAAAGAGGAUACAAAACAGAUGUUAACAUCUUCUGUGGCCAUUCAUAAGGGAACAAACUCUGUUAAAAUCAGCUGUGCAAAACCUGGUUUCAUCUAUGUAGAAUUGGAUAAACAGUUAUCUCUUCAGCAGCCCCAGUUGAAAUCUUCUGUUAUGUCAAUAACAAAAGACCAGGGGCUUAACAAGGAGUCUGAAGACUUCAACUCUGAAUGUCAAAAUACAAAAACAAAUGUGGAUACAAAUAUAACAUAUCUAAAUGCUUCAGAAUCACAGUCCUGGAGCCAUUCAUUUCAGUCCAAAUAUGUGAAGCAGCAAAAUCAAGAGGUAAACAAGGUCUCUCAGGAAAUAGGCCCAGACAAAGGGCAAGACUGGCAUGUGCCUCCUGAGCCACAGCCCAGACUGGAGUCUGAGCUUCAAAAUGUACAUUAUGAGACAGCUUCUGAGGACAUCGAGGAGAGUACCAGAGCAGAGGUGGAAAAGAUGCCGAGUGAAACCUCUGAAAACCUGCAGAGCACAAGAGUGGCUGUGUCAUCUUCUCAACAAUCUUUCAUCCAGUACCAGCACUCUUACCCAUACCUACAUCUGUGUGAGACAAAUAACACAUCAUUUAGUGUGAUGUCACCAGCAUUAGUGCACAACUAUCCAGGUUUCCAUUACCCUAUGUAUGGGAAGACACCUGAGAGGGAGGAUUCAAGUGGGAUGCAGCACAACAAAACAGUUUCUGACUGCACAGACAUUGAGCUGCUGCCACAUCACAGCCAUCCAUACCAUGGAAAAUGUCCUGUGCCUGGGGAGCCAGGAGGUACUGAACAGGAGGACAGGGACACAGAGCACGAGAGAGAAACUGUUCCAUUUGCUCACCACCUUCACACACAUCAUCACACUCAUCUGGGCAUGAGUUACUCUCUUGUGUCGGGGCAGUAUGACCAAUUUCAAGGUCUGAGUACAGUAGCCAUGUGUGGCAGUCAGCAAGUGGCAACCACACAGACCACUUCCUGUGAGAGUGAUGGGAAGAUGUGAGUUCAAACUACAUGUUCCUGGCUCACACAAGGAUUCAUAGACAUCAAUUCCAUGGUGUUAUUCAUUGCCUCCAUGUGAGGCUACUUUCAUUUUUUAAUGAAUGAAUGUAACAUUAGAGGUAC